AUGGACAGUGACAUUGCAGCGUGUGAACAAAAAUUGGGAAAGGAACCACAGAUCGGAACGAGCCUGAACCAAAAUCAGAACGUUACGAUGAGCAAAAAUAUCGCAGAUCGAUUGCAAAGCGCUGGUACGGUGGACAGUGAUCGGUUAGAUAAUUAUGACAAUUAUUGGAUGAACAAGCUCGCUUGCAUCGACGAAUCGCACUCCGUACGUAAUAAUUUGGAUAUUGAAGAAGUCGAGCAGAAAUUACAAAGCAUUCUCAAGUACACGCAGUCUUCUGAUGUCAAAAGAGACUUUAUUUCUGAAGAGAUAUCGGAAAAGGACAGAGUGAGUACGGAAUAUAAUUCAGUACAGACAGAAGUACGUAAUCUUUCGAGAGGGUGGGUUGUCGAAGAAUUAGGCGGUACUUAUUCAUACCUGGCGCCCAGUCCAUCCUCAUCACCGGAAGGUUGCACGAGAAGACAAGACACGAGUGAGCAGAGAAGGGGCGAAUCAAGAGACUCGGUAGAGUCUCGGGACAAGCACAUUGACAGCCCUGUCGUCUGCUGUUGUAUCUUCUUGCAAACAUCUCGUACAAAUGAUGGUAGAUAUCGAGGCACAAGGGCUUUUGCUGUUUCAGUUUCACUUUUGAAAACUGCUGCGUCGGUAAAGGAGUGCUUCGAAAUGUCUCCAGGACAUACCCUAAGAUGUAGCUCGAUGGUCGAGAAUUUUGUCGAAGAGGUUGAUCGUUUGAUGUACGACGCUGUACGAAAAGAUCCUUCAGCAAGUUAUCAGCUGUCCGACAAAAAGUUAACGUAUGCAGAACGAUUCAAACGCGAUUUCAAAUUCUAAGCGAUCCUCCGAACUUCAGCAAUACUAUAGAGAUUAUUUAGAUUUCUGAUCUAUGUGGAUUAAAUUUAUAAAAUAACAUAUAUGUAUUUUCUAAAUCAUAAAAAAAUGUAAUUGCCACGAGCAUCGGUGGUUCAGUGGUAGAAUGCUCGCCUGCCACGCGGGCGGCCCGGGUUCGAUUCCCGGCCGAUGCAAUUUUUUUUUUUUUUUCGAUGAGUUUUUGACUAAUUAAACUUUCGUGAGAUUUUAUUGCAUAGUUUAAGUAUUAUUAUAAACAAAAUCAUCUACAAAAACACAUUCGAUCUAUCAAAGAACCAAAUGAAUGGAGAUAUUCUACUGAACAUUGAUAUAACCACGGAUUUAAACGUUAUAUAGAUUUGAUUCUCAGCGCAGUUUGAGCGCAACAAGUGCCAAGAAACGCGCUCUCUCGAAAUCUUGCUUCAUUUUUACCUUAUGAUCGAGUAAACCUUCUGCGAAUGAAAAAUGGUUAAAAAAGACACUAUACCCAAGCACAUUCUACACAAAUUUGUUAAUAAAGACCGUAUUAUUGGUGUUUAAUAAAGUGGUAACGUCUAGAACGAAUAAUAAGCAUAGCUUGGAAAAACAAAGAUUUUGUAUCCCUAAGAUAUACAGGGCCAGGCAACAACUAUUAGCAGAAGAAAUAUUUUCUGUUCUGCCAGACUUAAGCAAAAACUUUUCCAAUAAAAAUUGCAUAGUUGCA
This is a messenger RNA of Venturia canescens, 1546 nucleotides long. RefSeq lists its product as uncharacterized. The record is from RefSeq and is a predicted model, not a curated record. Bases 1 to 828 code for a protein of 275 amino acids. Lineage: Eukaryota; Metazoa; Arthropoda; Insecta; Hymenoptera; Ichneumonidae. The transcript is spliced from 4 exons.